CGUAACGACGACGCUUGUGACGGCAGCAGAACAGCGACAGAAACAGAGUCGUCCACCACUCGGCCCGACCCUCGCGUGCCGGUAUUCUAGCUACUGGCGCCGCCCGGGUUUUGACACCCUGCUUUGCUGGACCUGGCGACCUGGCGUGACCGGUCAGCCAUGGCAGCUCCCCGCGGACGGUGAUCGAGGGAUACACCAAUACCCUGCCCGCCACUACACAUCAUCGCGCCAUGGCUGCCACAGCCCCGGACCCCGACACCGUGCUGCUUGAAAGCGGCAUGAUGGAGCAGUUGCCCUCCUCGCCACCCGCACCAGCGGCAGUAGCACCCGCAGCACCAACCCCAGCUGAAGCGCCUGCUACAGCCAGCCCUCCUAGCCCCGUGGCCGAAGCUACAGCCGCCAGCAGCGCUCCCUCAGGCGGGCCGCUCGCCUCCGCAGCGCCGCAUCUGACGAUGCAAGAGCCCGCCAGCCCUUCGGCCCUUGCUACAGCCGGCGGCAGCGAUGAUGGUGAUGGUGGUGGUGGCGGUGGCUUCAGAUCUGGACGGGAUGGCAGUAGCACAGCCGAGGGCGCGGAGCCAACUUCGGCGGCAGAGGCCAGCACGGCGGCGCCAGACACGCCCCCAGGCGCAGCAACCGACUCGGAGCGGCUUGCCGGGAGGCUGGGCAGCAGAACUGGUGGUGGUGCUCCAGGCACAGAGGGUGCUGGCGGCGGUGGCGCCGGCGGCGGCGGCGGCGGCUGGCAGGCGGAGGCGGCGGCGGCGGUGCGACUGGCGUCUCUGAACCAACGGCUGGAGGUGGGCUGGCGCACCGAGCUGGCGGCGCGGGAGGCGGCGCUGGACGCGCAAGGGGCGGCGGUGCGCGCCCGCGAGGAGGCGGUGGGCGCCCGCGAGGAGGCGGUAGGCGCCCGCGAGCGCUCCAUCGCCUCCCGUGAGCUGGCGCUGGAGUCACGUGAGGCCGUGGUACGGCAGGCCGCCGUGCAGCUGGGGCUCAUGCCGCCGCCGCCGCCGCCGCCAGUUGCGGCGGCGGCGCAGCCGGUGCAGGCGGCGGCGGCGGCGGCGGUCGGCAGGAGGAGGCAGCCGCGCCGUGGCGGCGGCAAAGGCGGCAAGGGCCAAGCGGCGGAGGGUGCGGGCGACGGUGGGGCUGCUGGAGGAGGAGGAGGAGGUGGUGCUAUGACUGAGGGAGGGGAGCAGGCCGCGGUGGCAGCGUUGCUGCACCUGAGUGGGGACGUCGGCGGGGCGGGGGCGGGGGGCUCGGGGGCGGGAGGGCCUGUGGGGGCCGGUGCCGUCGGAAGUAGGGGCGAUGGGGCUGGGGGCCGGCGGCAGCGCAGCGGCAACAUCAGCAACACUCAGCGGCGCCGCCAGCAGCGGCAGAAGGCAAGGCAGCGGGCAGCUGCGGGAGGCGAUGAUGGCGGCGGCGGCAGCGAAGGUGCUGGCGGUGGCAGUGAUGCUGGCGAGGUGGCGCCGGGUGGCGAGGCGGAGGCGGUGGGAACGGAGGCGGCAAUGCCGGCUGCAGCGCUUGGGUAGGCCGAGGCGCGUGGGAAGUGUAUGGUGAAUGCGACAUGCUACCGUAUUCGUUUGGAGACGAGUGGAGCAGUUACGGACCGGGAAGCUUCACUGUUGCCGCAAGCAAGGCAGACGUAGUGCAUGACGAAUGGCAUGGACACAGGUAGAGAGCGUUUGCAGGAUAUUGUAUGACUGUAUGAGGUCAGUCACUUUGUCGAGUACUUCUGACGCCUUCGGAUUGAAGUGAUUUGAAAGGCUUGCUGAUCUGGCCUGAGACGUAGACAAUGAGCA
Chlamydomonas reinhardtii is the source of this 1793-nucleotide messenger RNA. RefSeq lists its product as uncharacterized. NCBI's taxonomy places the organism in Eukaryota, Viridiplantae, Chlorophyta, Chlorophyceae, Chlamydomonadales, Chlamydomonadaceae. The record is from RefSeq and is a predicted model, not a curated record. The coding region runs from base 231 to 1523 and encodes 430 amino acids. The transcript is spliced from 3 exons.